AUGGAUGAAAAUCAAGCUCCAGAAGCCAACAAUCCAGCACCAGUCCAGACUGUUGUCGAUUUGAACAGUGUUUUCUAUAUGCAUCCAUCUGAAAGUGCUGGAUCUGCAAUUAUUCCAGUGAUUUUUGAUGGAUCUGGCUAUCGAUCCAGGAGACGAGGUGUUCUUCGAGCACUAUCUGUCAAAAACAAAACAGGUUUCAUCAAUGGCAAGGUUGAUAAGCCGUCUCCAAAUUCAGCACUUCUCACUCAAUGGGAGAGAUGUGACGACAUGGUCACUUCAUGGAUUCUAAACUCACUUUCGAAGGACAUUGGGGAUAGUCUUCAAUAUGUUAAUAAUGCUAGGGAACUCUGGGUGGAACUAGAGGAUAGGUAUGAUCAACCAAAUGGUGCGAAACUGUAUCAACUCCAGCGUGAGAUCAAUGAUCUUAGCCAAGGCAACCUCGAUGUCACUGGAUAUUACACUCAACUCAAGAGGCUAUGGGAGGAACUGAGCACUUUGGAUACAAGUUGCCAGUGCACCUGUUUAUGCAUUUGUGGAGGAAAGGUGAAAAUGCACAAGGCUGAACAAGACAGGAGGCUUAUUCAGUUCCUUAUGGGGUUAAAUGAGGCUUUCACAAUAGUGAGAGGAAGUAUCCUGAUGAUGAAUCCACUGCCUACUAUGGCUUAG
Messenger RNA from Solanum stenotomum, 666 nucleotides. RefSeq lists its product as uncharacterized. The transcript has a single exon. The record is from RefSeq and is a predicted model, not a curated record. Bases 1 to 666 code for a protein of 221 amino acids. NCBI's taxonomy places the organism in Eukaryota, Viridiplantae, Streptophyta, Magnoliopsida, Solanales, Solanaceae.